UGAGCUCUCUUUCUAGGUGGUCGGGUUUCAUGAAGGACAGGCGAACUGUCUAAACUGUCUAUUACCCGAGAUCUCCGUGCGCCCAUGCGUAUCUUAAACCUGCAAAGUAUAAGUAGGUUUUCUAGCUCUCUCUUUGUAAAUUGUAAUCGGGAACUGGGAACAGAAGUGAAAGACCGAAAAUGAGAAUUCAUGGAUGGUUUGUAUGGAGAAAUCUGUCUCAAGACUUGAAAGGAAGAUUGAACUCUCUAUCUACCUUUGCUCCAUGCAUGCAGAACUUGAGAUGUUUGGUUCGUUCUAAAAUGGCGAUUACUCUCAUUUCUACUUCUCGCUCUUAUUCGACUGAACCGAAUACACAGUUGUCCACUGACCUCAUCAAGAUCAUGGAACAAAGACUGUCCUCAAUUGAACAGAGAAGUGCUUGCCUUCAGGGUCUGAUGAACAAGCCAGCAGCCUCACCCGCAGAAUAUUCAAAGGCCAACAAGGAGCUUCGAAAACUCAGUAGCACUAUGGACCUCAUCAAUGAACUAAGGGCCAAACAGAAGGAGAUGGAGGGUUUGAGGUCAAUGAUGGCUGAAUGUCCUGAAGACAAGGACAUGAUUGACAUGGUAGCUGAGGAGUUGGGUGAAGCCAUGGAAGAGGAGAAAAGGCUGCAGUGUCUCCUGCUAAAAGCAUUGCUUCCUAAAGAUGAUGCUGAUGAAAGAGAUUGCAUAUUGGAAGUAAGAGCAGGGACCGGAGGGGAAGAGGCCUCUUUGUUUGCAAUGGACAUAUUCAAAAUGUAUGAGAAGUACUCACUGAAAAAGGGUUGGAGAUUUGAGGUUGUAGACAUAACAGAGUCUGAUCUUAAAGGAUAUAAGGAAGCUAGUGGAGCGAUUACAGGAGAUGGUGCUUAUGGGAAACUUAAAUUUGAGAGUGGCAUUCAUAGAGUACAGAGAGUUCCUGUAACAGAGAAGUCUGGACGCGUUCACACCAGUGCUGUCUCUGUUGCUAUCCUCCCCCAAGCUGAUGAGGUAGAUGUUCAGUUGCGGAGUGAAGAUUUGAGAAUUGAUACUUACAGAUCGGGUGGGUCAGGUGGUCAGCAUGCAAAUACAACAAAUAGUGCAGUAAGGAUAACUCACAUUCCAUCAGGAAUUACUGUAUCGAUACAGGAUGAACGUUCGCAGCAUAUGAACAAGGCCAAGGCACUUAAAGUAUUAUGUGCAAAGUUAUACGAAAUGGAGAGAUCUAGAAUUCAGACAACCAGAUCAAGACUUCGAUCAGAACAGAUUGGAAGUGGGGACAGAUCUGAACGCAUCCGAACAUACAACUUUCCCCAGGGACGUGUGACAGAUCACCGUGUUGGGAUAACACACCAUUCGAUUAAUGAUGUCAUGCAGGGGGAUAGUCUAGAUGUCUUCAUUGAUGCUCUUCUCUUGCAGCAGGAGAUGGAUGCAAUUACAUCUUUCAGUUCAAGGCAGUGAAAGAUGUCGACGAUCUCGUACAGUCGUACUACUAACAUAUUGAAUCUCAUGCAAUUUGAUGGUCUAGAUAUCCUCAUUUAUGGUCUGUUGCAGCAGAUUUGCGUCUUUCAGCAGAUGCUCCUCUUCAUUUAUGGUCUGUACUGUUAACAUUUUUGAAUUUCAUUCCAAGGCGCAUAAAAAUUUCAAAUUCGGCAAGGUUUGUGCUUCUCCAUUUUGGGCAAUGAACAUUUAAAACCGACUUUUUGGCGGCAUUGAUGGAAAUCGUCUUUUUUCCUACACAAAUUAUGGAGCCCCUGUGAUUCCUGCAAAAGGCUUAUUUAUUUAUUUUUCUUCAAAACCGGUUCAGAGGAGUCAGUUUAUGUCCCAGCUAUAGUCUGAACUAGUCUGACCCGAUACAACCCCUAUAGAGGUGUAUCGGGGAGCUACAUAUCGAUACACCUCGACAGUUUUUACCUAGAAAAAA
Molecule: messenger RNA, 1920 nt
Organism: Nelumbo nucifera (sacred lotus)
Lineage: Eukaryota; Viridiplantae; Streptophyta; Magnoliopsida; Proteales; Nelumbonaceae
Product: Peptide chain release factor 1
Biological process (GO): translational termination
Molecular function (GO): translation release factor activity, codon specific
Source: RefSeq, a predicted model, not a curated record